AUGUCAGACGAAUCAUCAGAAUUAGAAGCAUCUUCAUCUAAACAAACUGUUGAUCCUAUAAAAUCAUUCUUAUCGGGUGGUUUCGGUGGUAUAUCAUGUGUAUUAGUCGGACACCCAUUCGAUUUGACCAAAACCAGAUUACAAACUGCUUCACCGGGUACUUAUACUGGUGCGAUUGAUGUCGUUAGGAAGACUAUCGCUCAAGAUGGUAUAAAAGGAAUGUAUAGAGGUAUUACACCGCCCAUUCUAGGUGUUACACCUAUAUUCGCAAUUUCGUUCUGGGGUUACGAUGUCGGCAAACGACUGGUAUACUCCAUGACACCGGAUAGGACUUCGCCACAUUUGUCCAUAGCAGAACUUGCUUUUGCGGGUGCUUUCAGUGCUGUACCUGCUACAUUGGUAGCUGCUCCUGCUGAGAGAGUAAAAGUCCUAUUACAAGUACAAGGUCAAGGUGGUUCAUCACUUUAUAACGGCCCCGUAGAUGUCGUUAAGAAAUUAUACGCUGAAGGUGGAUUAAGAAGUUUAUUCAGAGGUACAGUAGCUACUUUAGCUAGAGAUGGUCCAGGAAGUGCCGUUUAUUUUGCAACUUAUGAAUUACUCAAGAGACAACUCUCAGGUACUCCUCAAACUUUACCUAAUGGUGAAAAAGCUCCUGCACCUCCAUUGAGUUUACCUGCUAUCAUGGCUGCGGGUGGUACUGCAGGUGUAGCAAUGUGGAGUUUAGCUAUCCCACCUGAUACCAUCAAAUCCCGUCUUCAAUCAGCACCUCAUGGAACAUAUACUGGAUUCAUGGAUUGUGCUAGAAAACUCAUUGCUGCAGAUGGUGUGACUGCUUUGUGGAAAGGUUUCGCUCCUGCAAUGGCAAGAGCAUUCCCUGCUAACGCCGCUACUUUUGUCGGUGUCGAAUUGUCUCUUAAAGUAAUGGAAACAAUGUGGUAA
Messenger RNA from Kwoniella shivajii, 939 nucleotides. RefSeq lists its product as uncharacterized. The coding region runs from base 1 to 939 and encodes 312 amino acids. Gene Ontology annotation, biological process: carnitine transmembrane transport; mitochondrial transport. Gene Ontology annotation, cellular component: mitochondrial envelope. The transcript is spliced from 7 exons. The record is from RefSeq and is a predicted model, not a curated record. Gene Ontology annotation, molecular function: O-acyl-L-carnitine transmembrane transporter activity. NCBI's taxonomy places the organism in Eukaryota, Fungi, Basidiomycota, Tremellomycetes, Tremellales, Cryptococcaceae.